GCGGCCACGGAGUAGAACUCUGUAAAAAAAAAGGAAAUGAAGAAAUUGAAAAACAAAUUAAAGAAUACUUAACCACUCCAUUUUAUUCUGUAUUUGAACCAAUUUGUCUUAAUACAACAUUGCAAAAGCAAGCUUUUAAUACAAUAAAAAUAUUACAAAAAGAAUUAGAAGAACUAAAUACAAUGACUACAAUAACAACUAAUAUCCAGCUUCAUAAUGACCUUAGUUCACAAAAAAGUGUAGUUCAAAAAGAAAUAAGAGAAGAAGAAGAACGACUUAGAAAACUCAAGAGGCAUGCACAUAAUCAACAAAAAUCUGAAAUGAAAAAACUUUGA
Messenger RNA from Racocetra fulgida, 335 nucleotides. Lineage: Eukaryota; Fungi; Glomeromycota; Glomeromycetes; Diversisporales; Gigasporaceae. The record is from the annotation of a GenBank genome assembly.